Messenger RNA from Amoebophrya sp. A25, 1054 nucleotides. The record is from the annotation of a GenBank genome assembly. NCBI's taxonomy places the organism in Eukaryota, Dinophyceae, Syndiniales, Amoebophryaceae.
AUGAUGAAGGUAUAGAUACUUAGAAUUAUGCAGUAUAUUUGAAAUUGUCCAGGAUGCAUAGAUUAUUGCAAGGAGGUCUACAUUGCCGGAUCCGCUAAUAUCAUGGAGACUUUCAACACGAGUACGUAGUAGACCGAUGUAAAGACUUUUUUCGUCAUCAUUGAUUUGGGCUUCGUCCUCCUGAUCCAGGAGCUAGUAUCAGAGAGAUCUUGGGAUGAAAAAAAGAUUCACAUUAUUAUAGAUACAAAGACAUGAUCAGGUGAAUAAAAUACACUAAUGUCAGGACUCAGCGGGAGCUUGUUGCGGGCAGCUCAACCCUAGUAUGGUGGAGUAUGAUUGGGUGCAACGUAAUAGGAUCUUCAGAAACAGUGCUGUGAAUAAAAAGAUUUCAGGAGCCAUCGAGUCGCACCAGCGCGCUGGUACAUCGAAACAUGAGGGGAUUUUUUACGUCAGAUGGUGCAUAUUACAGAGCAUGUGAAGUCAUAGGAUGAAGGUCGUUUGUUUUCUUCCAUCUAGAAAUUCAUUUCCAACUCGUUUUGUUGGAGCAGAAAUACAAUGAUACUAAUAAGCAAAAGUUAGUGUCGGUAGUAGUGGAGUCCGGCAUGAUCAUCGAAAUCGUACUUGAUUGGUACCACAUUCGUGUCGAUAAAGUUAAUGGACUUCACAUCAAUUAUAUUCAGAAGGGAUGAACGUGAACAAAUUACAGAGACAUUUCUCCACUCGUACAUAAUUCUUCUUCGCUUACCUUGAAACACUUCUUCUACACGCUGGCGCAUCGUUUUUGCCUCCUAGACUUCACCUGAAGGCUUACGUCGGUCUUCAGGCUGGUGUAAAAGUACCCAUUUCGAACAAAAAUGUACCAUUUAAUGUACCACCCUACUUCCGAAAAAGUUUUUCUGAACAGAUGCACCGCUCAUGAAAUAAUUUAGGAAAUUAUUCAAAUGAAUACAAAUUCUACUAUGUCGUAAAAAUUAAAUGUGAAUGUUAAUGCUGAAAAAGAAAUAGCCCAACCUUCGUUGGGCCCCAAUCUGAAGAUGCUUUUCCAACAGCCGGG